AUGAAAAAGUUGAGCCAUAGGCUUUCUUAUCAGUUAUUGGACCUCAAGUUAUUGGACAUAACUUCCUGGCAACAUGACCAAGCAGAACUUGGAAUCCUUGUAGAAGACAUCACAAUCCAGUACUGCCCACCUCCCCAGCUCAUUUUCCUGGAGACACUCAGCGGAGAGGAUGCUGAAUUGUUUCUCCACAUCCAGAGGCCACAACCCCAGGACCCCAGGCAGACAAAGUCUAUGUCAAAAAUUGAGAAAACGCCUCACACCAUCCAGAUGCUGCAGGCCAAAAUGCGAAAGGCACGCAACUUUCACAGUACAAAUGACACUGAAACCCAAAAGAUUCAUGGGCAAGUUUCAACAGGCCCCGAGAUACUCAGCAGCUCUGGACAGGUCUCAGCAGAGCUGGCAGCAGUAAAGUCAGACAGACCAAGAUGGGAAAGGCACCCAACUUUCACAGUCAGCCCAGAGACGGUCUCCCCAAGACCAAUCAACUGUGAACAGCCAACAUCAAGGUACCCACCCCAAAACUCUGUUGACUCAGAGACAAAUGAAACUGAAACCCAAAGGAUUCAUGGGCAAGUUUCAACAGGUCUUGGGACACUUAGCAGCUCUGGGCAGGUCUCAGCAGAGCUGGCAGCAGUAAAGUCAGACAGACCAAGGUGUCCAGAAGUAGAGACUGAUGUCACAGUGUCCAGCAACCACCAAACACUAAGAAACCUACAAUACGACCAGCUGGGCCGAGCCAUUAUGGAGAAUUACUUGGCAGGGAGAGAUGCCCAACCCCACACUGAACAGACAAUAAAGGCAGUAAGGCCUCCCUCACCCAUUAAGCCCUGUAUGCCAGUUUUCCUGCAUGACCAACCCUUCUCUGACCCAUUCUUCCCAAGCACCUCCAUGGCCUACACCACCUCCCAACAGGCCCAAGUUGUAGGUGGGGAUAGGAAGACGACAAGCCUUGAGAUUUUGUUUUCUUCUGAGGUCAAUGAACUUCUAGACACCUGCUCAUUUGGUAAUAAACACCUCACAACAAGAUGUGUAGAUGAAAAGAGAGAUCCAUGCAAUACGUUACCUCUGUUGCAAUUAGAAGAUCGAUAUAUGCUUUCUGAGCUUAAUACAGAUUCUGAGCUGCUAAUUCAUACAUCAUCUUGUGCACCAAAGUAUACUGAGGUGUCUUGUGUAUCUGAAUGUACUGAAGUGCCUUGCUUACCACAAGAUGGAAAGGUGAUUUGCAUACCAGAAGAUCCUAAAGUGCCUUGGGUGCCAAAAACAACUCUGCCUUGUAUGUGUUUAGAUCAGAGUUCUUGGGACUGUCUGCAAAAGGAUACGGAGGCUCUCCCGCCAUCAUUUCCAGAGGCUCCUCAGGUGUUUUGGGUACAAGUACAGCCUAAGACACCUUCUCCAGAAGAUAAAUCCAUCUGCUGUAGAGCUUCAGGACACUUGAGAAAGGUUCACUGCGCUAACGGCCACACAUUUCGAUCUAAAAGGUUCAGUAAGCAUGCUAAUUGUGCUGUCUGCUCAGACCCCACAGGGGGAUUUGGACGCAAGGCAUACAAAUGUAUGCACUGUAAAAUUUUAGUUCAUAAGAAGUGCCAUACACUCGUCAGAGUUCCAUGCAAGCACCAUACUUUGCAUGAUGAAUGCACAAUGCCAAUAAACCAGGUUUCCAUGGCUUUAGAUCCCAAACAGGAAGUAGUCUCAUCAAAUCCUAAAAGUCAUGUGGGUAUGCAAGAAAUAGAUAACGAGAAUGAGACAAAUACUGGUGAGGAAAAUGGCAGGCCUUUGUGCUCUUCUGCUCUUAAAGACUUUGACUUUCUCCAUGUCCUCGGGAGAGGAAGCUACGGUAAAGUUUUACUAGCUCGCCAUAAAACAACAGAUCACCUCUAUGCCAUGAAAGUGGUGAGAAAGGACGAUGAAAACCUUAUUCGUCUCCAGGUAGAGAAGCAAAUAUUGGAGAAGAGCUUGAACCACCCUUACCUGGUUGGCCUGCAUUCCUGCAUCGAGACACCAACCAUAUUUUUCUUUAUCCUGGAUUACAUCAGUGGAGGAGACCUAACAUACCAUCUGCAACAGUUCGGAAUCUUUCCCGAAGCACAUGUGAGAUUCUACUCCGGGGAGAUCUCCUUAGCUAUCAAGUUUCUUCAUGAACAUGAGAUAUUACACAGGGAUCUGAAGUUGGAGAACUUGUUACUAGAUGCGGACGGACACAUUAAAAUUACCGAUUACAACCUAUGUAAGGCAGGACUGGAGGCAGGCGAGAAGACCAACCCUUUCUGUGGCACACUCAGUUAUCUGGCUCCAGAAAUCAUCAGAGGCGAAAGCUAUGGUUUCAGUGUGGACUGGUGGAAUCUUGGAACAGUCAUGUUCGAAAUGAUGGUGGGAGAGCCUCCGUAUCCUUUUGCAGACAGUCCCAAGAACUCUGAUCUAAACACAUACAAGGUCUUGCAAUCUAUGUUAGAAAGAGAAGUCCACAUUCCACAUCACCUGUCUGUCGAAGCCAGAAGCAUCCUCAAGGGUCUUCUGAAGAAGGAGCCAGAGGUAAGAUUGGGCUGUCACCCUCAGAGAGGAUUCAUCGAUAUUAAAGAGCAUCCAUUCUUUAACAAUCUGGACUGGAACAUGAUGGAAAAAAAGCAAGUGCCUCCUCCCUUUAAGCCAAGUAUUGGUACAGAAUUCGGGAUAGAAAACUUUGACCCUGAAUUUACCAACGAACCUGUCCAGCUCACAGCUGAUGACAGUUACUUUGUGAACAGCAUAGAUGAAUUUGGGCUUUGAGUACAUCAAUCCCCUUUUCACAUAAGAAGAAUGAGUCUGAUUGUCACCUUCCAGUUAAGCAUCUGUUUGUAUAUCUAAUGCAUGACAAAACUUGUUACCAGCUUGCAUUCAACUGACACUUUUAUAAUUGCCUGGAAGAUCAUUUUAAUUUCCUUUUUCUAUAUGAAGAUGCUCUGCUUGAUUUUGGUUUUUGGUUGACAAAGUUACUUUUUAUGAUAAGACUUAACGAUGAGGCAAUUUCUUUUUACCAAGUUUGUAAACACACUCCAUUUGUUGCUUGGAGACAUAUUCCUGAUUUUUUUAUUUACUAUACUGGAAAAUAAUAUCUCAUUAUGCUUGUUUUGCUCCCAAACUAUAUGACCUAUAUAUUUAGGCCCCUGAUUUUGUAAUAUUCAGGGAAAUCCAAAAACAAUAGUAACAACUUUGAACAACUCUGCAGAAACCACAUACAUUGUAGCUCUGUCUCCUAGGUCAAACUUUAACCAUCUUAAAGUAUUACACCAUAAAUAUACUUUCUAAUAUUUAGUGGACAUCAAAACAAUAAUGCAAAGAAAGUAUUUCUCCAAAUAAGGCUAAAAUCCCAAAGGAGUUCUAAUGUGGACUCAGUAGGAAACAUUUUAAACAAAUGCCUUGUGUGAGUAUUUUACAUUCUGAAUGCCCAGUGGCAAAGAGCAGCUCUUAAAAGCAGGAACAGAAACAUAUGUCUGACAUGUCAGAGUUCUCUGCAAGUUCAUGUUGUGUACACUGAUUUUUGUUUUUAAGCAAGAUCCAAGUACUACCAGAAACACAGAUUCCUUGCAAAUGAACAUGUCAAUCCUUAGAAACAUUUUCUUUUGAUGUUUUCCUUACUUUCAAUUUUAGCUAUUUGAUGGAAUGAUAAAAUAUGACUCCAAGCUUGGGAAAAGUUACAUUUCUAAUGAAAUGGGGCAUCCAAAUAAAGAGAGAAAGAUAACUUAGUAAAUGCCUACACAUUUUAAGUCAUCCUAAAUUUAAAACUGGAUAGCUUGCCUAGAAUUAAACAUUAUCAAGCUUGUGCCAUUGUAACUUAUUUAGACUAUGAUGGUUACUUUUCAAGUCCUUUGCACAGAGAUGGCACUGAAACAGAGCAAUGCUGUAUCUGGCAACUCUUGAAAUGACAAAUUGCUAACUACAAAUUGUAGUAAAAUAAUUUGAAGAACUCUGCCCCUGAAAUGAACUGUACUACUAUUUUUAUUAAAAUUCGUAGUUAGCAAUUCAUUAUUUACACAGCUGCCAGAUACAGCACUGAUCUGUUUCAGUGCCAUUUCUGUGCAAAACACUUGAAAAGUAACCACCAUUGUCUAAAUAAGUUACAAUGGCACAAUCUUACUGAAGUUUAAUUCUAGCUAAGCUAUCUAGUUCUAAAUUUAGGAUCACAACAUGUGUAGGCAUUUACUAACAUAUCUUUCUAUCUUCAUUUGGAUGCCCCGUUUCAUUAGAAAUAUAACUUUUCCCAAGCUUGGAGUCAUAUUUUAUCUUUCCAUCAAAUAGCUAAAUUUGAAAAGUAAGGAAAACAUCAAAAGAAAGUGUUUCUAAGGAUUGACAUGUUCCUUUGCAAGGAAUCUGUGUUUCUGGUAAUACUCGGAUCUUGCUUAAAAACAAAAACCAGUGUACACAACAUGAACUUGCAGAGAACUCUGACCUGUCAGAAAUAUGUUUCUGGUCCUGCUUUUAAGAGCUGCUCUUUGCCACUGGGCAUUCAGAAAGUAAAAUACUCACACAAGGCAUUUGUUUAAAAUGUUUCCUACUGAGCCCACAUUAGAAUUGCUUUGGGCCUUUGGCCUUAUUUUGAGAAACAUUUUCUUCCCAUUAUUCUUUGGUCAUUCACUUAAAUAAUAGAGAGGUUAUUAAUGCUAUAAGCAGCAAUUUACAACCUUAUGAAUGCUUCUGAACAAAUUUUAAACAGAUGACUCUUAUAGAUCAUCUUCUCUGUUGCCCCAGUAAAGCCUUAUCAUUUGCACCAAUGAUUUAUGCACAAAAGCAGAAUUUUUCUUCAAUGAAGUCAAUCUUUAUUCAGGGUGUUAUGUGGUUUUUAAAAUUUUUACGUAGUAAGAUUUACUCUGUGUAUUUUAUGGGGACUUUCAUUUCAAAAAUUUUAACUAUUCUAUUUUUUUUUUGCAAUCUUUUAGUGUAAUGGCAUUUAUUAUAAAAAGUCUUCUCAAAAUGUUUACCAGGAAAAUAAGGCAGUUUACAAUCAGAAUAGUUGACCUUUUGAUAUUCUAAGACAUAAUUUACUUUGCAUAAGCCUGCGAUCGGUUCUCUUUAUUCAUAUUCAGCCUGAAUUCAAUUUCAAGUACCUGGUUCAGUAAUGCUACAGUUACUUUAUACAUUUGUUUUGUCAUGCAGCAUGCAGCCUUGGUGGUCAUGAUACAACCUGUAUUUGUGUACCACUUUUUUCCUCAUGUUAAAAACCUUUAAUUACAACAUGUAAUUCAAAUCACAGCCAUGAAAAGAUUUUGCAGCCAUAUUGUAAAACCGCCAUGGUGAUCAUACUGCAUUUUCACUAGUUUCAAUCUGGAGUAAACCUAAAGUGAAAUCUGCCAGCUCCAAACCAAGACUCAUGGUGACUUUCAAUUGCUUUCUGCUUCACUCCUCACUCACUGAAGAUCUGCUGUAUUGGACUGCUUUAAGUAAUGAACAACGUGUGGAUGCAAUAACAACUGGACAUGGUUGUAUAUAAUAUGAAUCUUAAAAAUUCAAUACAUCGUGUGUUGUAAUAGACAUACUUAAUUCACUCAUGUGAAGUAAACAUUCUCUGAAUUUUGGGGCCUGCAAUCUUUUGUUGCUUCUGUGUGAACCAUCAUGGUUCCUAACUGCCGUUAUGUUUUGGCCACAACUGUCUCCUAAGUCUUCAAUUAAUACUUGAUUUAAUGGAAACUCUGUGAAGCCCAGCCUCCAAGGGAUUGUAACUUGGGUGAAAAAUUCAUGGGAUAAAGUCACUGACAGCUGUGUUUCCUAUGCCCUGUGAGCAGGCUACGUGGAUGAGAUGUGCACAUUUUAAGAGAGCUCUACUGCUGGACCUGAGAGGCUGGGGCCAAUAUUUCCAUAGAAAUGGAAUUUCAAGACAUUCAGUCCAUAAUGUGGGGUUUGGAGAACUAUAAUAGUGUUCUAGAAAAAGGUGACAAGACUGUAUUUGAACAAAUACGGAUUUUUGUAUAUGAAAAAAAUAAGAUUACCCUGAAAAAUAAGUCCUGGUGCAUCUUUUGGAGCAAAAUUUAAGGCCGCCAGCUUGGUGCUACUAGGAGGUGGUGGAGCCCUCAGGAGUUGGAAUCUAGUGAAAGGUCUCCAGUCACUGGGCAGAACCCCCUGAAGGGGACAGCAGGAUCUCACGCCCUUCUUCUUCUCUUCCCAGCCAUGAGAGACAACAGGCCCAGCUGCAGGCCUGCAUGCCAGUGCAGGCGGCACCAGCAAGAACAGCCUGGGAAACGGUGCGCACUCCUGCAGGCAGGACCUGUGGCAGGGAGCAGUCUGAAGCAAGAGGGAGAAUAUGAAGCAGCCGCUGGUCAUCAGGUGAGCAUUAUGUCCUACCACACAGACAGGAAGAACAGAAGUGGGUGGGAGCAUUUUAUAUCAAAGAGCUCUAGGAGAAAGCAGGAAACAAAAGAUCUGCCCCAGUUCCUAAACCCAGAAGCCAAGGUCAUGCUCAUAGGCUGCCGCACAAGCCCCACGUGACUGGAGUACGCAUUGCUGGAUUCUGACUUGGAAACUGCCAGAGAACUAUGGACACCAGGGCAAUUUUCCUACUUUUAUUUUCCUCUGUCUGGCUGUUUGUUCUCUGGUUGGUUUUGCCUGUUUUGUUUGUGGCUGUGUUACUUUGCCUUUAUUUUGUCUUUUUCUUUUCUUUCAGCUUUCUUUUUUUUUUUUUUUACCAUGUUUUUUUUUUUUUUUUCUAUUCAUCUUAUUUCUCUUUUCCUCAACUAUCUCCUGAUUUGGUAGCUUCACACGAAUGAAUAUUGUUUCUUGUCUUUCUGGUUUACUUCAAUACCCCUUCACUUGCAGUUUCAUUUUCUUGUCUCCUGUGUCCUCCAGUUUCCCAAAA
Cavia porcellus (domestic guinea pig) is the source of this 6820-nucleotide messenger RNA. RefSeq names its product protein kinase C iota type-like. Gene Ontology annotation, biological process: protein phosphorylation. The record is from RefSeq and is a predicted model, not a curated record. The coding region runs from base 1 to 2763 and encodes 920 amino acids. Gene Ontology annotation, molecular function: ATP binding; protein serine/threonine kinase activity. Gene Ontology annotation, cellular component: nucleus; cytoplasm. The transcript is spliced from 4 exons. NCBI's taxonomy places the organism in Eukaryota, Metazoa, Chordata, Mammalia, Rodentia, Caviidae.